Metarhizium album ARSEF 1941 is the source of this 2031-nucleotide messenger RNA. RefSeq names its product intracellular serine protease. The transcript has 4 exons. Gene Ontology annotation, biological process: proteolysis. Gene Ontology annotation, molecular function: serine-type endopeptidase activity. The coding region runs from base 1 to 2031 and encodes 676 amino acids. The record is from RefSeq and is a predicted model, not a curated record. NCBI's taxonomy places the organism in Eukaryota, Fungi, Ascomycota, Sordariomycetes, Hypocreales, Clavicipitaceae.
AUGGCCCAGGUACUUGCGGCUGAGGUGGCAGAAUCCAGCGUCGUUAACAGAGACAAUGCGACCAAUCAGAAGUGGUCUGGCGCGCCGUAUGAGAUUACUCGUCGAGUCGACAUUUGCUCCGAGAUCAAGGGACAACGCAAUCUCCGCGCACCAUUACGCCUGUCAUUCCGCGAGCACCAAGUCUGGCGUACCCUCAACAAGCCUGACGGGACGGCUUUUGGGCUCCUCUCAAAGCUGGAGGAGCAUGCCAUCCACGACAAACUUGAGGAUCUCCUUAGAACGGGGAGCCUAAAGGCUAGGGACACAAAUGACAAACUUGUAAAGUUCAAACUCGCUCUUCGGCUUGCGUCAUCAUUGCAGGCUCUAUAUCUAGGUCCCUGGAUUCACCAAGACUGCACGUUGACGGCCAAGUCUGUGCAGAUUCUUCGCAACGAGGAGGUAAGCCAAAUUGAGAUGCUGAAUGAAGCCUACAUCCCCUGCCGUCUCAUUGGCGAUUGUGAGCGACACGAGGCGUUCCUUGAAGCACCAAAACAACACCAAGAGUCGGGGCAUCAGACCAAGAGCGGACAACCUGCCGAACCUUGCCCCACGUUCUUCUUGUCGUUCGCACAGCUACUUGUAGAUAUCGAGAAAGGCGAGGAAGGCUAUCAAUCAGCCGUAGAUGAGCCCGCCAAAAAAUGGUACGACUUUCUGGUUGACGAGUGUAGGAACAGCUUUAAAGACGAGGCAAUGAGAUAUUACCGGGCGGCCAUUGAAGGCUGCCUGCUUUACCUGGACCUAUAUAGGAUCGAGACUGGAGGUAUCGAGUUCAACAGGCAUCCAGUCCAGAAUGUCAUCAAUAAGAGUAUUGUUAGUCCCCUUCGGAUGCACCUGGAGAUUUGGGAGUCUGCACUCUUUAGCGGCGAUGGUGAUCCGCUAUCAUCUAAUAUGGCCAAGAAUCAGGACAACCCGCAAGGUUGGAAUGACGUUGAAACGGAAUUUCCUCUUUGGAGUGCCGUAGACGACAAUACAGAAAGAGAGUUAACCGAGAAGAAUACUCCCAAGAAGGAUGAGGGAAGUUUCACAAAGCUUAUGGAAAACUUCAUUGAGAAAUACAUAGAGCUGCCAAGUGUGUCUGGGCAGCGCGCAGCCAACGGAAACGUACGCAUUGCAGUAAUCGAUAGUGGGUUGCUUUGUGACCAGCGAGACACGUACUUGAGCCAUGAGCAUGUCCAGCAAAGAAUUAGAGCCGGGAAAAACUUCGUGAGGAACUCUGACUCCGAGCCGGAUGCGGGAGACUGGAAAGAUGAGCACGGCCAUGGAACGCAUGUGACUCGAUUGCUUCUCAAGUUUGCGCCACGGGCAGAGAUAUUCGUCGCCAAAAUUACAAACUCGGAUACGCUCAAGUUCACAAAUCAGGAGCAGCUCUUAGAGGUGAGUCUACAAGAAUGCAUGCUGAUUGAGGCAGCUCUUGAGUGGGCUGGACAACACGCCGACAUUAUCAAUCUUUCGUUUUCUCUAGGCUCGAACCCUUCAAGAGAUUUGCAAGACGCGCUAAAACUUCUUGUACAUGAUAAAAAGCUCAUCUUUGCUGCCGCCUCGAACGUAGGAGGCAACAAACCGCGGCCGUGGCCAGCGAAAGAACCUGGUGUGUUUUGCAUUUACGCUACAGACGAACGCGGAAUACCAGACUUGAAUUUGAACCCAUCGCUAUCGUCAAUAGGCGACAACUUUGCAACUCUCGGGUGCGGCAUCGAGUCGUACUGGGAAGGAGAUUACAGGCUGAUCUCUGGGACAUCGUAUGCCGCGCCCAUGGCGGCAGCAAUAGCCGCCAACAUUUUGGAGUUUGCUAGACGACAUAUACCAGAAGUGGCGGAGAGUUUUUGUAUUUACAAGACCAUGCGAGAUCUGUUUCGCCAUCACAUGACGGCAAACAAUGCGGAUGGUCUUUAUCACCAAAUUUUGCCGUGGAAUGACGGUCUCUGGGACAAUCAAAGUGUAGGGGAUGUCUGCCAAAGGCUAAAGGACAUUUGUUCAGGAAUCGAUCGUUGA